Anoplophora glabripennis (Asian longhorned beetle) is the source of this 1124-nucleotide messenger RNA. RefSeq names its product aquaporin-11. The transcript is spliced from 5 exons. Gene Ontology annotation, molecular function: channel activity. Bases 158 to 1039 code for a protein of 293 amino acids. The record is from RefSeq and is a predicted model, not a curated record. Gene Ontology annotation, cellular component: cytoplasm. NCBI's taxonomy places the organism in Eukaryota, Metazoa, Arthropoda, Insecta, Coleoptera, Cerambycidae.
CACUAAUUACAAACGGUCCGAAAAUCGGUAUAGUUAGGUUACAAAGAUCGUAAAGUUCACAACCUUUCCUAUCACAGUUAUUUUUGAUUUGCACACAAUGAGUGUUUGACUUAAUAUCGAAACAAUAGUUUGUUGUUGGUGCGAGUUUAUUUAAAUUAUGGCUAAAGCUAAAGGCACAUUUUCCAGGAAAGCGUUCAGGCUGCUGAAAAGGUUAGGAAUUCUUGGAUACAGUAAGAAAAAAAAUAUAUUCGGAGUGCAUCCACUAGUGGUAUCGACGGCGUAUAUAGUGCUCACUCUAUUGCUAGCAGCGGUGUCGAGAAAAUUAGUUAAAUCAAUUUUUGGUAGCAGCGAAAGCAUAUUUAAGCAAAUAUUGUUAGAAUUUAUUGCGACCCUAGAAUUGUGCGCCGCAUGUUUUGAAUUAAUAAUAGUUGCAGACAACUGGGGUGUCGCAGCGUACGCGAUCUACCUAUUCCUGCUGACAAUAUGGUGGUCGUCACACUGGGAAGAUGCCUCGGCCUGCCCGUACAGUCCGAUAGAGGAUGUCCUAGAAGGGGGCAAGACCUUGAAGACUGUCGUUCUCGUAAUUGUAGCUCAAGUGUUUGCCGCCCUUGUAACGUUCAGCUACGUUCAGGUGCUUUGGGCCCUAGAACUAGCUGAUACGCACAGAGGAAGGGCCUUUGAAGAAUGUACGGCUGAUCUACAAGUGGAUAUGGUCGCAGGAGCAAUAAUAGAGGGGGUGGCGACUUGUAUAUGCAGACUGAUAUCGAGGACUCUUAGUGAGAGCAAUGCUAAGUUUGGAACUGUUUUGGAUGCCUUCUUUGGGACCAUGAUGGUUGUUGCAGCAUUCAACUUUUCCGGCGGGUACUUUAAUCCAGCCCUAGCGACCGCACUUAAACUUGGCUGUGAAGGGAACACAUUCACGGAACAUUUGGUGGUAUACUGGCUGGGCGCAACUGUUGGUUCCAUAUUGUCAGUAUUUAUAUUUAAAAUAAAGCCCAUCCAGAACUACGUUAAGAAGCUCAAGGAGAAACAAGAAUAGUUGAUGCAAAAAUGAAGUUGUAUUUUUUAUUUUUAAUAUUUGAUCUUGUCUAGUCAUUUGAAGAGAUUUUUUCGAAAAUAUACGA